GAAAUCCGGCUCCUAAAAAUGUUGGCGCUUCUCCGGCCAGCUUUUUGGCUUGGAAGCGGCCUUUGUGGCUACCACAUGGCGGUGCCCUUUCCGCAGCAGAGGAGCGAGACCUCCCUGGUCCUGGUGGACGAGGCGCGUCGUUUCAUCCAGGAUUGCCUGCUGCGAGUGGGAGUUUCCGCCUCCAAGGUGCGAAGUAUAAGCGAAUUCCUCGUUGUGGCCGAUUAUCGAGGGAACUUUGGCAACGGACUGAAUCGCCUGGAUUACUACCUCAGUGAUCUGCAGCGUGGACAUGCCCGGGUGGAUGCAGAGCCAUGUAUUAUCAGCGAAACAGUGGCCACUGCCCAUGUGAACGGCAACUCCGCUCUGGGCGUCCUUGUGGGCAACUUUUGCAUGGAUCUGGCGGUGCAGAAGGCUCAAACGGCGGGCAUUGGAUUCGUGGUGGCCCAGCAAUCGCAUCACAUCGGAAUGGCAGGCUGGUUUGCUUUUCGGGCUGCUGUCAAGGGAUUGGCCGGCAUGGUGAUGUCCAAUUCGGCUCCCACGAUGAUGGCUCCCGACGCCAAGUCGGCCAGCAUUGGCUCCAAUUGUCUGGCCUUUUGUGUCAAGGGAAAGGAAUAUCAUUUUGUGUUGGAUAUGGCAAGUAGUGUAAGGGAUAUUGGAGCUAUUGAAUGGGCUUGGGCGAAUGAUGAGUAUAUUCCGCAUGGCUGGGCGGCGAAUGAGGGAGGCUUCUCCACUUGCUUUCCCAGCUUGGCGCUGAGGACACCGCUACUCUUCCCCGCCGGCGGUCACAAAGGAUAUUGCCUUUCAGCCAUGAUUGAUCUUCUGUGUGGCGUCCUCUCGGGCGCCCAAUAUGCCACCCACAUACCGCUGGACCAAAAGCAACCCUCGAACUUAGGUCAAGUUUUCAUUGCCCUCGAUCCCGAAUUCUUUUUACCCAACUUUAUGGAACGCCUGGAUGACUUUUGUGGUCGCAUUCAGGAUAGCCAGCCGGCGGAUGAGUCGGAACCCAUCCGUUUACCCGGCGAACUGGAGCGAAUGCACAUGAACUACGUGGAGGAUUUGCGGGCAUUGCCCUAUCCCAACAGCCUUUUGACCAAGUACAAGGACAUUGCGGACAGGCUCUGUGUAAAGCCCAUCGAGUUGGCUUUCGAGCGGUGUCAGUCCAGGAAGAGCUUUUAGUCUUAUACCCGUUAAAUGUUGGGGAAAUUUCAAUAAACUGUUAUUUUUUGUUGGGGGGGUUUGCAGAAAGCGCCCACUGUAUGAUGA
Drosophila takahashii is the source of this 1263-nucleotide messenger RNA. RefSeq lists its product as uncharacterized. Gene Ontology annotation, molecular function: oxidoreductase activity. Lineage: Eukaryota; Metazoa; Arthropoda; Insecta; Diptera; Drosophilidae. The record is from RefSeq and is a predicted model, not a curated record.